AUGUCGAACUCCUCUCUGCUUAUCGUUUUAUCAAUCAUCUUUUUCGCUUCAGUGAUAUUGGCAAAGAUUGAUAUUCAUCAGGAUGGUUGGGGAUGGUGUACCAACAUCGAAUGUAACAAAUUCUGUGAAGAUCAAAAAUACAAUUUUGGAACUUGCGAAUGGUACUUGCUGGUUCGGUCAAAGUGUCUUUGUACCAAUAUCGACAUCUGA
Messenger RNA from Caenorhabditis remanei, 210 nucleotides. RefSeq lists its product as uncharacterized. NCBI's taxonomy places the organism in Eukaryota, Metazoa, Nematoda, Chromadorea, Rhabditida, Rhabditidae. The record is from RefSeq and is a predicted model, not a curated record. The transcript is spliced from 2 exons. Bases 1 to 210 code for a protein of 69 amino acids.